AUGGAGGCCGUGCUGGACGAGUUUUACGCGCAGAUCAUGGACAAACUGGAACGGGACGAGCUGAUACCGGCGUACAAGCGGACGCAGCACCGGGAGUACCUGGUCACCGUGGUGGAAGGCCUGUGCGGCCCGUGGUGCGGCGGCGACCGUCGCCGGGCCAGCGAGGCGGCGUUGGCCGGGGCCGUGGCCCAUCACGGCCGCGCGGUCCGCGACAACGGGUCCGUGUGCCCGCUGGGCAAACACCACGACAUUCUGUACGUGAUGGCCCGGUUCGCCGUGGACGCUGACGCCGGCCCCGGGCCCGUCGCCGCGCUGCUGAACGCCAUUUACACGUAACUAACGAUACCAAUAAUUAUACGCGUCACGAUCUAAAUACGCUAUUACGUUUGUAUUUUCUCACUUGUAAUCCCCUCUGAUCGUUUUUCCCGCCUUAUCGUUUAGACUCGCGUAUACGUGUUUGGUAUAAUUUGACAAUAAUGGGGGGAAGGGGCGACGGGGGAAAUAGAGUUUACGUCUAGUAAUUAUUGUUGUUUUUGAAAAUGUCGCGCUUAAAACGCGGACCGAUGCGUUCCGAAAAUAACACUAUCCUCAUCAGCGGCCAUUAUUACAAGCGAUCCCGACUAUCUCAACUCUCCUCCGGUUUGUACGCCAGUACGCCACUGAUUCGAUUCGAAAACUUUAUAGGCGGGUUACGUCAACAUAAUUACCGCGAUAUGCUUUUACUCGUCGUAAUUUUUCAAUUCUGCGCUUGACCCGUAAUAAAACAACACUUAUAAUAUACGCACGUGUGUGUUUUCGCGCCUUUUCCGCGUUUUACACAGAUUACAGUAGACGCAUUUGUAUAUAACAGUCGUAAUAUAAAGGGUGUCCCACGAAGUGCGAUCGUUCAUUGCGAUAAUCCGGAAAGUAUUCAUUUUUUUUUUUUGGAAUUUAAGAUACAAAUAUAGCUCUAUACAAUUUUACAUUUCCAUUGUUAUUCUAUAUCGUCCCAAUUUUCGGAGGUGAACCGACUAUUAAUAUUUUUUGAUUUUAAACCAUGGCAACCUAUGUCAGAAAUGCCAUAAACAGACGGUAAAAUAGUUUAAAUAGGUACGGCGUUGAAAUGAUUGGUUUUCGUCAACGGGUAAAAAAAUAAAAUGUCGAAAAAAGUUGAUGCUCUCCAAGAUAUCGUAAUUCUUCGUGUAACACCUCGUAUAUAUCGGUCCGUAAGUUUUCAAACGGUUCGUUUGACCAAAAAGUACCCGCGUAUAGUUAAAUCGGAUUGAACGUGUUCGGUUGACCAGAGGCUUCAUGUGAUGGGAAUGUCUCGAUGUAGUUUUUUUUUUUUUAUAAAGCAUUUUAUAAUAAUAUAUAAAGUAUUCUGGUUUUUUUUUUUUUUUUCUAUUCGUAAUAAUAUAAAUUCAAGUUUAUUUUCCAAACACAAGUCAUAUAUGAUAACUUUGUCAUCCGUAUAUAUAAGUUAUUUUCAUGAUAUUUAGUCGAGUGUGCAAUCGCAAAACGCACGAAUUCUUAAACCGUUUAAACUUUUAAAGUUUAAAUAAAUGUUUGUGGCAUAGAAAUAAAUAAUUAUAGCACACAGACUUCUAUUUUAUACAACUCACGAGGUAUAUGACAUAAAUACAUAAUUGUUCAGGAGUUAGCGGUUGACAAACGCGUAUUCGAGAUUUUAUUUACAUUUCCCUCGGGGAAAAUCCUUUUCGACAUCCAAAUCACGACUGGGAAGGCACUUUAGGGAAAUAAUUUUUUGAUUUUCCGAGGAGUUUUCUCAACAAAAUGGGAAAAAUCGGGAAAAAAACGUAGGAAAACAGGAAAAUAGGUACAGUAUUUAACAAAUAUAAUUAACGAACAUUUUUUGUGCACGUGCAAUUAUUUUAUCAUAAUAUGAUAUUGUUGACAAAAAACUCUGUCAAACGAACUCCGUUCAGAAUCGUUUUUUCGUUAGCAAUCGUUGCGUACAGAUGUACAUUAAAUUUUCGUCUAUAUCCUGCCUUCCCGACUUCCCGCCUACAACAGUGACUGCACCUGUCCCCGUUAUUCUAGGACAAAUUUGUUUUUUUUUGUACCGUAUUUUAAACGAAUUUUCGAACGCGUUAAAUAUGAUGCGACGAAGAAACGCGAUAUUGUGGAACACGGAUCCGUUCGAUCGGUAUAAAUGUACCGGCGAUCACCACGCUGUUGACGAUCGGACGAGAAUGUCGGGCCGACGGACGUCAUACUUUUAGGUUAGGUCAGGUUAGGUUGAGCGAAUGGGUGACCGAAAAGUAAACAGCCGUCCGGGGAUCCGUAUGUCUCGGCGCGCCCGUUUCGUAUCCACGGCCGUUGCGUACGACGAGCACGCACCCGGGGACACGAUCGCGGCGGCCGCGCCCGGCAAUCGAUCAAAACAAACAGAACUUUUAAGCGGGCCGAAUGCGCCGGAUUUCUCCG
Cinara cedri is the source of this 2427-nucleotide messenger RNA. Lineage: Eukaryota; Metazoa; Arthropoda; Insecta; Hemiptera; Aphididae. The record is from the annotation of a GenBank genome assembly.